AUGACUAUCAAAGAAAACCUUUCAUGUAAAUCUGAAAAUUUAGAAAAAGCAAAGUGGAGCAAUCCAAAUGAUACCAAACUGCUACUUGACAUUUGUAUUGAUGAGAUUCGAAAGUGUGGGAAACCGGGAACUAGUUUUAGGAAUAAGAUAUGUGCAGAGAUACGUGAAGCAUUCAAUAAAGGUGCUGAUAAAAAAUAUAGUCAAAAACAGUUGAAAAAUAGAAUGGAUAAUUUGAAAAUUGAUUGGACCACUUGGAAGCAACUAAAGGGUAAAGAAACAGGCUUAGGAUGGAAUUCUCAAAUAGGAACUAUUGUAGCUGAUCCUACAUGGUGGGAAGCUAAAAUCAGGGAGAAUGCAAAAUAUGCAAAAUUUCGAUGCCAAGGAUUAGAAUUUCGUGAAGAAUUGGAAAUUAUAUUUGGGGAGACUGUGGCAACAAGUCAAUACCAAUGGACACCGGCUUUAGGGGUACCAUUAGAAUCUAAUGGCAAAAAUACUAUUGAUGAUGUGUCACUAGAAAAUAUUGAAUCUGAUGAUGAUGACGUUAUUCUUGUGGAAAAUACCCAAUCAAAAAAGAAAAGAAAGGUUUCCUCAGAUAUGGGUGAGAAAGGGACAAAGGUUAAGACAAAGGUUGCGACUGCAACAACUACGAGAAGCACAUUUGAGCGAUUAGUUCAAGCAGCGGAAAGUCACAAUGAAGUUCAGAAAGCUGAAAUUGCGGCUGAAGAUUUUGCCUCAACAGCGGCUACAUCUCAUGUUCAUGGACAAUACUCAAUUACUGAUUGUGUUAACAUAUUGAAAAGUUUAAAGGAGGAAGGACUUUUGGAUGGUCAACAAUUUAGUUAUGCUUUAGAGAUGCUUAAAGAUGAAAGUAAUAGAAUCCUAUUGAUGUCCUUAAAAGAUUCUAUGAAUGCUUUGGUAGACUGGCUUUUAUAUAAAUAUAAGUGA
Molecule: messenger RNA, 945 nt
Organism: Trifolium pratense (red clover)
Lineage: Eukaryota; Viridiplantae; Streptophyta; Magnoliopsida; Fabales; Fabaceae
Exons: 3
Coding region: 1-945 (314 amino acids)
Source: RefSeq, a predicted model, not a curated record